GCUCCGGCCUCGCUCCCGCGCAGGUCGGCGCCGCGCGGGUGGGUGGGAUCGUGGAGGACGCGGACGCCGGGGAAGCGAGGGUGAGGCGGCCGGGCUGGGAGCGCGGUCAUGGCGACGACGGCGACGGGCGCGACGGCGGCGGCGGCGGCCGGUCUUCCCGGCAGCGGCGAGGCGCGGAGGCCACCUUCCCCUCAGGACUGAGGUCGGGGCCACCCAGGCCCUUCCCUCCGGCCCGGCCCGGCCCGGCCCCGGCAUGGCUGGGAUCAUAAAGAAGCAGAUCCUGAAGCACCUGUCCCGGUUUACUAAGAAUUUGUCCCCUGACAAAAUCAACCUGAGUACUCUGAAAGGGGAGGGACAGCUGACCAACCUGGAACUGGAUGAAGAGGUUCUGCAGAAUGUACUAGAACUUCCCACAUGGUUAGCUAUUACCCGAGUCUUCUGCAACAAGGCCUCUAUCAGGAUCCAAUGGACAAAGCUGAAGACACACCCAAUCUGUCUGUGUCUGGAUAAAGUAGAAGUAGAGAUGAGAACAUGUGAAGAGCCUCGGCCCCCCAACGGACAGUCUCCUAUUGCCCUGGCUUCAGGACAGAGUGAGUAUGGCUUUGCUGAGAAGGUGGUGGAGGGAAUGUUCAUUGUCGUUAAUUCUAUCACCAUCAAGAUUCACUCCAAGGCCUUUCAUGCCUCUUUCGAGUUGUGGCAGCUCCAGGUCUACAGCGUUAACCCUAAUUGGCAGCAAAGCGACCUCCGCCUCACGCGCAUCACUGACCCCCAUCGAGGAGAGGUUCUGACAUUUAAGGAGAUCACAUGGCAGACUCUUCGGAUUGAGGCAGACGCCACUGACAAUGGUGAUCAGGACCCAGUCACUACCCCACUGAGGCUCAUUACCAACCAGGGCAGGAUCCAGAUAGCCCUCAAAAGAAGAACCAAGGACUGCAAUGUGGUCGCCUCCAAGUUGAUGUUCCUGCUGGAUGACCUGCUGUGGGUACUGACUGACUCACAGCUCAAGGCUAUGAUGAAGUAUGCAGAGUCAUUGAGUGAGGCUGUGGAGAAGUCAGCCCUACAGAGGAAGAGCUUGGCGCCUGAGCCCACACAAAGCACUUCACCUGCUGCUCACAGUGCCCAUCAUUCUUGGAGCCAGCCAUUUGGUAGUGGUCAGAGCAAUGCUAGCAACAGCCGUAUCAGCCAGUACUUUGAGAAGUUUGAUGUGAAGGAAUCAUCUUAUCAUCUGCUUAUUUCGCGUUUGGAUCUACACAUUUGUGAUGACAGCCAGUCCCGGGAACCAGGGGUCUCAGCAAACAGAGUGAUGGGUGGUGCCAUGCAACUUACUUUCCGGAAAAUGGCCUUUGACUACUACCCUUUCCACUGGGCAGGAGAGAAUUGUAGGCACUGGGUAAGGCACUGUGAGGCCAUGGAGACCCGAGGCCAGUGGGCUCAGAAGCUGGUGACAGAAUUUCAAAGCAAGAUAGAAAAAUGGAAUGAAGAGUCAGAUCUGAAAUCUUCCUUGCAUCUGGGGACAGACUUACCUUUCCACAAGAAGUCAGGAAUUUUCUCCAGUCCCCAGAAAACCCCCCUAGAGAGGAGCUCAUUACACCGCCACCAGGCUGCCCCCACCCCACUUUGGCCCCCUGCUUGGAACCGAUUGCGUUCUAGUUGUUUGGUGGUGCGUGUGGAUGACCUGGAUGUCCAUCAGGUUUCUACAGCUGGGCAGCCAAGGAAGAAGCCAUCCACCCUCCUUUCAUGCAACCGAAAACUCUACAAUCUUCCCACUCAGGUCUCCGCCAUUCAUAUUGAAUUUACAGAGUAUUACUUCCCGGAUAAUCAGGAACUCCCAGUUCCUUGUCCCAAUCUCUACGUGCAGCUGAAUGGCCUAACCUUCACCCUAGAUCCCAUCAGUUUGCUCUGGGGGAACCUCUUCUUGCUGGAUUUAUAUCGCAGCCUGGAACAGUUCAAGGCUAUCUACAAACUUGAGGAUUCAAGCCAGCAGGAUGAACAUGUGGAUGUCCUGAUGGACACCUUCCAGUUGAAGCUGAGCCUCCCUCUGGAGAAAAAAGACUUGGCUUCCUUGCAUCGUCCCCAGGCCCUCGUUAUCUCUACUUCUGCCAUGACCGCCACUAAUACACGCCAUGCCCUGAAUUGUAGCUGUACAGACCUCCAGAACAUCUUUCGUAGCUUUGCUGCUACUGAGUUCUUUCAUUCCAACUAUUCUCAUUUUCCCAAAGCCCCAGGUGGAUUCAGCCUCCUCCACAUGCUUUUCCUGCAUCAUGCCUUCCAAAUGGACUCCCGUGUCCCUCAGUUCAGUCCUUUCCUUCCUCAGAGGGAUCGGGCCUCCCAAGACCUCUGGUCAAUCUACUUCACCCAAAUAUCCGUGGACUUUGAAGGGACCGAGAACUUCAAAGGACAUACAUUGAACUUUGUGGCUCCUUUCCCCUUAUCCAUAUGGGUUUGUCUGCCUAUCUGUUGGCAGCAAGCCCAGGCACAGAAACUGCUGUUAGUCAAGGAGGGGAAGAUGAAGCCAUCAGCCAGUUUUGGCAGUCCUGUCCAGCCCAUGUUCCUUGCCCCAGAGUCUGGGUCUCAUCAGAGGUCAAAGACAGAGUGUGAUCUGAAAAGUCUUUCGGGACUUCCUGAGGUUAUUAAUGCUCUGAGAGAAGGGAAUCGAGGUGUGGACAGCAAAGGGCCCACAAUGGAAAUGGAGGCUACAGCAGAUAUCCAUGUGUUAAUCCACUCUUCUUCCCGUGUUCAAGUGAGGCUGAACCACUACCAGUACUUGGCUCUGCUCCGAUUGCAGGAGGUACUUCAGAGUCUUCAGGAACACUUGGCUCAGGACACCCAAGCUAUGACUGGGUCUCCCUUGCCACGCCAGACAGUUUGCAUAGGGAUCCUGUUCCCUAGCGCUGAAAUAGCCUUACUCAUGCACCCAGCCACUCCAACUGGAGAGGCUGGUUCUGCAGGCUCAGAGACCACUAGCCUCAUAGAUUCAGAGCUCUCGCCUUCAGAGGAGAGGGAGCUGAAGUCUGAUGCUUCCUCAGAUAGGGGUCCAUUAAGCCCAACAAAGGUCCUAGAAGACAGUAGCAUUGAAAAUUUGGUCACUUUACAGGACAAACUAGAUCUCUCCCAUAGUAAUGGAGUACUGCUGGACCAGGACCCCUCUUCACAGCUGGGAGACAAAGCCCAUGAAGAGGAGAUCCAUAAAUCCAUGGAAUCCUUACAGACUAAAAGACUAGGCAAAACUCCGGUAUCUAACCCAUGUGGCACACUGCAACAGGUGUUCAGUAGGGACACAGUUCUGAGCGAUCAGGGCGAAGUGAACCCCGUGAAGAACAUUGAGGAAGAGUUGGCCAGUGCUAUACAUUUGACCAAGGAUGCAACCAGGGAGGCCCUUCAUGCCACCAUGGACCUCACCAAGGAAGCCAUGUCAUUGACCAAAGAUGCCUUUAGCCUAGGCAGGGAUCGGAUGACCUCUACGAUGCACAAAAUGUUAUUCCUUCCUCCGGCCAAGGAGCCCAUGGCCAAGGUGGAGGAGGGAGGAACCUCAGUGAGCGGAGGAGCUGCCAAGCUUCGUUAUUUCUCAAUAAAGAGGACAGUGUCCCAGCAGUCACUUGACGGUGUCUCCCAGGAUGGUGGUGGCCCUGAAGAUAGGCUUUCAGUGGACAGUGAUGGAAGUGAUAGCUUUGUAAUGCUUUUGGAAUCUGAGUCUGGAUUGGAAUUAAUACCCCCAGAACAGCUCCCACCAGCAUUGGAUGAUAGUGGUAACCAAGAGAGCCCCAGAGUAAAUGAUGGUGGCCUGAUAUCUCCAGAGGUGAAUAGCUCAGUUUCACCUAGCAAGAGAGACCCUAUUCUUCAGCCGGUAUCAGUUCUGGUCCUAAAGGUAAGCCAGCUGGCUCUUGGUGUUGAAGCACGAGAUCAGGACUUUGCCGUGGCCCUGCAGUCAGAGGAGCUAGUCCUCCAGCAGCCAGGCAUUGUGAGUCUUUGGCAGUUCCUGCAUGAGCAGUGCCCAGAAUCCCCAGCUCUGAAGACGAGCCACACCAAGCCAGCUGUGGGCCUCCGAUUCGAGGUGGGACCCUGUGCUGCGGUUCACUCUCCGCUGGCCUCAAAGAGUGGUUUCCUUCACCUCUUGCUCCACGGCGGCAGUCUGGAAUUGUUCACUUCGGUGCUCACCGGCCUGGGGCCCUUCUUGGAGGAUGAGGAGAUCCCUGUGGUUAUCCCUAUGCAAAUUGAGCUGUUGAACAUGAGCAUCACCUUGAAAGAUGAUAGCCCCCCAGUUUACCCCACAUCCCCAGGACCUGUCCCCGUCACUUUGGCCUUGGAGCAUAUUGUGGUGAAGCGGGAUGAUAAUGGUGUCUUCCACAUAGUAGCUGCUGCCCAGGACGAGCCAUCAUCAGAAGGACCUCAGCAUGAGAAAAAGCAACACUCAGAGGAACAGGUGGUUGGAUUGCCUACAGGAAUGCUCUUUGGACAGCAGGUGAAGGAGCUGUCCACCCUACAGAAGGACCUUUUAGCCACGAAGCAAGCAUUAGCCUGUGCCAACAAAGACAAAGAGAAGCUUCUACAAGAAAUCAGGAAAUACAAUCCUCUGUUCCAGCUUUGACAGCAGUAACACCAGCUGCCUCUGCCCCCGGGAAAUAACACCAGCAGCAGCCCUACAGAAGGAGAAGAGCUCCAUCUCAUGUUGACUAUGCUGGAGGGAGAGCAGGAAUUCCUGAAUCUGCCCUUUGGGGCAUGUUUCAUUCCUGCCAGCUGUUCCAGCCAAAGACAGGGUGGCUAUAUCCAGCCCCAGGGGUGUGGGAAGCUUUGUGUGUGGUUCUCACUGUUCCAGUGCCAUUCACAGCCUGUCUAAAGCUCCACUUGCUAGUGGGCUGGAGACUUUCAGCGUGGAGGACCAUUUCACCUCCUGGUGUCUUUGCAAAAAUAUUUGCUCCCUCCUUAACAUGAGUUUGUAUAACAGAGAAGACAUUGCCCCUUCCAGUGUCCUCAGAAAGAACCACCAAAGAUCACGUCUCAGAGCUUCCUGUAGCAAAACUGAACCAACCUGGCCUUGAGCCCCAACUGAGGAAGUUGCAGCUCCCCAGGGAGUAGGACAGCACAGUGAUGGGUGCAGAGGGAUGGAUGGAGCCCGAGAAGAUCCAGAGGGAACACCUUAGGCAUGGUGAGAGAAAGGGACAGCACCGUACCAGUUUUGGAAAAGGAGCUGAACAUAUUUCAUCUUUGCAUAUAUACUGCCAUCAGAUUUUUCAGGAAGGUUUGUUAGAUAUGAGAAGGAACCAAACUCAUUGUGGUAACGUAAUAGUAGUAAACAAGGGUGCAAUGCCAACAUUGUCUCUUCCUUCUGUAAGUUUGUUUAAAACUCAAAACAACAAAAAUGGUAAACCGAGAGCUGAGUGGAAGGUCUGAUCUGGUAGAAGUGGGUUCCAGAUGAGUAAUAUUCUUGGUUUUGAGCCCUGGUAUUCUUGGCCUUUACAAUUCCAGCCCCAACCCUCAUCACUUCUUCCCUUUCCCCACCCUUCGUAUUUAGUAGAUGAGAGUGUGACUAGGCAGCUGUUCUCUUAGUAUUUACCAGGGUGGAAGCUAGUACUGUUUCUAGCCUUUAGUAUAAAUAUGCAACAUGGCCAAGCCUUGCUUCCUUUGUAACUGUGACUUUUUUCUGGGGGAAGUAAACCCUGUUGGCCAUGUAUUGCCUCUUCUCCCUCAGAAGAACUUGCCUUUCCUCUUCUAAGCAGGCUGCCUCCAUGAUGUGCAGACCCAGGAAGUGUAUCUGUUGGUUAACCGUAACCAGGCAAGCUGGUAAAAUCGAUACUAGAUAGGAUAAUUUAAGUUUUAUAUCCGUAACUCAUUGAGGAUGAAACUGCUUGAUUUGUUCUUUGAGUAGCUAAAUUAGACUUUUAAAAAGUUUGGCAAGGUUCAACACCAGAUUUUUCUAAAGUUACUAUGGAUUGGUGGAAUAUGUCCUGCUUGGUACAGGCAGAGAGUAUAAGUAGGUUGCUUAUGAGAAGUCUUGAGAUAAAUUCAUGUAUGAUAGCCUCCUAAUUAGCUGUCAGAGGAAGUUAGAGCUUUGGGGGUGUACAUCACAAUGGGCAACCAUGUUCUCCCACAACAGAUCAAGUGGAAUGGAUUUUUGGUCUGACCAAGUGAGCAUUUCUUGUGUUUGUAAGGGGAUUGAAAAAAAACCACAAAGUUGAAAAUGAGGUUGUCUCAUACUCACUUAGAUGGAAUAAACAUCUCACAGCUAAUUGUUUUUUUCUUCCCCUACAAAGAAAAUGGGGAAAAGUUUAUAAUGGACAUCAUCUGGCAAAAAUUAACAGUGGGUCAUAGUUGGAUAAAUAAAAGUGCCAAAUUAUGAUUAAGGCUAUCACCUUAAUAGUGUCCUGCCAACUCCUAGGGUAAAAGGCAGGGCAGAGUGGCAAAGACCUCGAGUUUUUUGGCUUCCUUCUACCAGGCAGCGUCUGCCAUUGUGUCUUGAAAUUUCCCUUGGGGAAGGUAGUACAGGUCAUCUCUCCCUAGCUUUACUAGGAUGACACCAUCUAAUCACUGUCUUCCAUGGCUUCUCAACUGCCCUGUAUUAAGGGAGGAAAGAAGACUUUUUCUUAAUGAAUGUGAAAACUCAGUAGUCCCUUGCCGGGUGUGUUGCUGAAAGUGAUGGGGGGAGAGUUGCAGUGUCUCUCUGCCCGCUUCUUCUCUGGUUCCUUGGCCUUGGAGGGGCCCAGCCUUUGAACAGUUUGACCUCCUGUACAUGAAACGGUGAAGAAGCUGUGAACAAGACAAAUGUAGACAAUCCUCAGCAGCUCUGUCUUCGUCCAAACCGCAGCUUUGCUGUCCUUCAACGUGUCUUUAUAUUCUGCUCUCAUGAAGCACUUAAAGUUGUAUCAUCUAAAUUUGUCAUGCAGACUUCUCGUUUACAUUGCUGCAGGGACUUAAACACGGGACCUUCUCCAGUCAGUGAGAUACUGUGUAAAUGCCGUAGCUACUGCUGCUUCCGUGUCCGGAGAGGUUGAAUUUGACACCAGAAUGCUUUUGCAACUCAGCCAGCUCGUUGCUAGGGUUCAGUUAUUCUGACCUAUGGCAAAUGGAGGAGUAUAUUCUUUGCAUUUUAUGACUAGCUUUUCCUGACUCAGUUUGACCCUGGAAUUGUCAUAGAUCUCACUGUAUGCCUUGCUUUUUUCAUAGCUCUAUAGAUUGGUCCUUGCGUGUGGAAUUCGAAUGCAGGUGCUAGACACUUCGAUAGGUGCUUAUAGGUAAUCAAUUUAAACUGGAUAAAACUAGGGCUGAGUAUGUUGUGAAUUGGAAAGAAGGUAACUUGAAAUGUUAAGUGAUGGAGGGAUUCAUCGCAUUUAUAAAGAAACGUAAAAGCUGUGCCAUGUUAUGAUGUUACGUCACAGCCCCAGAGACAAAGGCCUUGGUCACUUUUCAGUUAAUACAUUGUCACUGUUUGCUGAGAGACCUGCCUGGAUAUUGGUAGCAUACUUUCAGGAAACUUAAACAUGGCAUCUAGUUACCUCUUCUGCUCUCCAAUUAGUAAUCAAGGAUUAAUCCCAUUAAUCAGGUUUGGGUAGUAGCCACUGUCAUCUAUUAAAUAAUUUCCUCUUCUUCCAUCAUGUGGAUAGUGGGAAGCAACUAACACUCCAGCAUCAGGUAAAGCUCUUAAGACCUUUAGAUUUUGAAAAGGGACAUAGAAUAAGCCCUUUAAUUUUGGAAGCUCAGGAGUCAAACUCUUCCAUAAGUCUCUUCACUGUGACACUGUUUGCUAAGUAGCAAAUAUGUAAAUGUGUUCUUUCCAAAUUACUUAGAAAUCAUUGCAGCCCUAACUACGAGCCUUACCGGGCACCACUGACAGUGGUGGUCCAUUGUGACCCAUCAGCCCUCAAUGCUCAAAAGUAUAGUUGGAGCAGAGGUUCCUGCUUUUAUACAUUCAUAGUAAAAGUUGAUUUGGUUUAAUUUAUUGAAUUUUGAUCAAGACUUAAGAGUCUUGAAUCUUUUCCUUGUGGAAACCACUAAAGCAUCUUACAUGUAGGCUGAGGGAACCUGAUUUGGAAAACCCUUUGUCUUAGUAGUAGAUAUUCAAAAUCAGGCUAGCAGAUGGAUCUCUUCUAAUAAUUCCUGUUUCACAUUUGCUAGGCAGAGCUUCUACCUUAGUAAGAAAAAUUAAGAACCAUUCUGCUUGAAUUGUGAUGAAAACAAUGCCUUCCCUUUUUCCCAGUGAUACACAACAGAAAGUAAACAACUUCUGGGGAUUCCCAAAGUUUGGAAUUGGCCUUGUUACGCUGAUCACUGUCCAUAAAGUCACUUCACUCUCCUCUGUCUGAGGAAACAGUGUGGAUGUAUCUGCUGAACCAGAAUCCUAGUCAGUAUUAGGAAUUUGAAUGUUGCAAUAUCUAAUAUUUCCAUGUGUGUACUGGUUCUGUGAACCACCUGGAAAAAUGGUAAAUUAAACUUACUGAACAGCA
Trichosurus vulpecula (common brushtail) is the source of this 8435-nucleotide messenger RNA. It is a transcript of the gene BLTP3A, whose product is annotated as UHRF1 binding protein 1. The coding region runs from base 254 to 4585 and encodes 1443 amino acids. The record is from RefSeq and is a predicted model, not a curated record. Gene Ontology annotation, molecular function: histone deacetylase binding. The transcript is spliced from 21 exons. Lineage: Eukaryota; Metazoa; Chordata; Mammalia; Diprotodontia; Phalangeridae.